GAGGAUAUCUUCGCGCAGUGUCUGUUCCUCUUGGUACCAGCGCUGAGAAGUGGAGAACUCUUCAGGUUCUCCAAGUUCCAGGUUCCCCAGGUUCCCCAGGUUCCCUAGAUUGUGUCUGUAAAUCCUCCUCGGUUGCCCAAGUCGGGAGAAAACGCGGGUGUAAAGUGAAAGCACAAAAGGAGACCGCAGAAGGAAAUCCAAGAUGGCGUCGGGCGUCUUCUUCGGGGUCGUCGUGGUCGCGGUUGUCGCGACGCUCUGCGCCGAAGGCAGAGUGGUACCUGCAAAACCCCAGUCCAUCAUGGUGGAUCCGUAUGGGAACCCGAUGCUGUUCUUAAGGGCGAAGAGGGCCCCGGUUCGUCCUUAUCCUCAGAGGGCGAUGAUGUUCACCGGGUACUACAGGCCGGCUCGUCGCUCUGCAAAUGGCGACCAAGCGACCGGGAUUUUCGCCGAAGGAAACGCCGUCAGCGGUGGAACGUAUCUGGGAGAUAAGCCAACAUACUUGGACAAAGGACCAGAGCCAAUAGACAGCCACGAAGUGUCUAGCGCGGAAGCCGAAGCUGCGCCGGAAAACGACGACGCCUUCUCGGCCGACCCUCAGCCUGAGGAUCCUGUAGAGGAACACGAGGACGCGGUGGAACAGGACCAGCCAGUUGCCGAGCCGAGGCCACUUCCUUACACGACGGAAGCCACUCCUGCACACCCUGAAGAGGCGGUUUACAACACGGAAGCAGCCCCGGUGACCUCGAAGCCCGUGGGCUCGAAAAAGGGGAAGAAGAGACCAGUGGUCGUCGAAGAGGAGGACGAAGAGGACUCUGAAGAGGACGAUGACGAGCCUCCUGUACCUUUCGUGCCUUUCAGAGGUGGAAAACGACGUCAGGGUCAGAUCCCGAACCUCAACAAUUUCUUCCCAAUGGUCUUCAGCUUCCCUGGACUCGCCAGGUCGGGUUCUCCAGGGUCUCCCCCAGGAGCUAUCACCGCCAUUGCCAAUAGCUACUCCACGGGGAAAAGUGGGCUCGCCAGUUCUGUCGCUACUGCUUACGGGGGACCUCCUAAUGGGUACACGAAGAAGCUGAGGAGGACACCAGCGAUCCAAGAGUAGACCGAAGAGUAACUGACCCAGGUGUUCUCGCGACAUCUCUAUCGUGACCAGUUCUUCGAUUGUAAAAUUCGCAAAUUUGGAAUUGGAACUCGAAAUGGCGGAUCCAAAUUCGGGUCGGUUGACCUUGAUCGUCGAGCUUGUUAGCAAUGAUCGAGAAAUAAUUUCAAACUGGAUCGGCAUCGAUGAAACGCGAAAGCGAAUGGGACGUUCGCUUGGUUAUUUGCAAUAAUUCAUUGAAAGGGAAUUGAAACAUGUCGUUUUUUAGAAAAAGCUAAGGACAGAGGUAGGGAUAAGGAUAAUAUGGACUGGCCAUGAUGUAUCAUCUAGUUAGCAUUAUUUAUGUAACGAUCGCGGUCGGCAACAAUUAAAAACUGCCGAUCAGUUCCCCAUUGUCAAGUUGUUCUAAGUAGUCCUAAAUUUAAAUUAAAUACCGACACCUGGAUCUCGA
Molecule: messenger RNA, 1547 nt
Organism: Orussus abietinus
Lineage: Eukaryota; Metazoa; Arthropoda; Insecta; Hymenoptera; Orussidae
Exons: 4
Coding region: 203-1099 (298 amino acids)
Source: RefSeq, a predicted model, not a curated record